AUGAUUUCCUAAUCAGAAAUAGAAUCAAUCAAUAAGUAUUUGUUGGAAGCAACUGGGACAUUGGAUAAUAUAUAGAAAACAUUUAUUAAAAAAUUUGAAUCAGAACAAAAUCCUUAUCCCUAUUUUUAUUAAGGAUUAUGUGAUAAUGUAAUAAUAAAUAAAUUAAUUUAGAUAUUCACAAAAGGAUAAAGACUUCUUACUAUCUAUUUACUGUACAAUUCAGAAUUGAAAUCAUGUUUAUAAGAUAUUUAUAACUUUACAUUAAAUGAUUUUGAAAGAAAAUUUAUUUAAGAUCCAUAGAUUGUAUAUGAUUUUAUUAAGACAUAUAAGAUAGUAUGCUGCCAUUACAAUUAAGACCUUGCUUGAAGAAUAAGAUAAAUUUUCAUCUAAUGAUAGGCCAAACCCCAAAGAGUAAUCAAAUAAUUAAAUUGCUCAGAAUAAAAUGAGGAAUUGUAUUUCAUUAAAUAAUAAUAAUCCACCUUCGUAAAUAUUUGUCUAAUAAUAGAAAAUUAAGAUAAAAUUCUAAUAUUGAGUAAAUUCAAUAACAAAAUGGAUUUGAAAUUGAUUAUUUUAGACCUAUUCCAAAUAUUAUUUAAACUAGAUUUGAUUGGAUAGAUUAAUAAGACAUAUAAUAUUCAAUUUGGGAUUAUUCAUUAUAAAUAAAUUCAGAUAAAUUGAGUUAAAUAAAAGAAAUUAUUUAGAAGGCACAUAAUGAAUAAAUUUCAGAAUAUGAAUUGCAAGUAUUAAUUAAUAGUUUAAUUUUUAGUUAUUUUAAGAAUAUUUAAAGAAAGACAAUUACAAUUUUUUAAAGAAUAAUGGUUUAAUAAACUUUAAUUUAAGUGAAAUAAUUGAAAAGAACUUAAAUCUAGCAUUUUUUUUGUUUUCUAAAUAUUUUCCUAAUCCAGAAUUUCUAGAGUAAUAAUAUAUAAUUAUUAUAGACUUAUGGAUAACUUAGUAUAAAUAGAUGUAACACCAAAUGGAUUAGAAAUAAUGUGUAUGGUUGUUUAAUAAUUUCAUAUUCCUUAAGAAUAUUUAAAUUAUUAUAUUAAUUACUGCAUACAAUUUUGUUAGAAUAUUAAAGUUUCAUAUAUUAUUUAUAUGUAGGAAAAAGGAUAAUAGGUUAGAAUGAUUAAGUAUUUUACUAUUUUUCUGAAACAUUUGAUCAAUAAGAAACUUUAUAAGACUUCAGAUUUAGUAACAGAAGUAACUAAUUUAUAAUUAUCAUUAAGUUAUAAGCAUUUUCAAUAGAAUUUUCAAAUAUAGGAGAAACUUCAAGUCUAUUCAAAUUAAUCAAGAGUGAUUUAUCAUUAUGA
Molecule: messenger RNA, 1313 nt
Organism: Paramecium pentaurelia
Lineage: Eukaryota; Ciliophora; Oligohymenophorea; Peniculida; Parameciidae
Source: the annotation of a GenBank genome assembly